This is a messenger RNA of Girardinichthys multiradiatus, 3473 nucleotides long. RefSeq names its product solute carrier family 4 member 8 (gene slc4a8). Gene Ontology annotation, molecular function: monoatomic anion transmembrane transporter activity; solute:inorganic anion antiporter activity; sodium:bicarbonate symporter activity. Lineage: Eukaryota; Metazoa; Chordata; Actinopteri; Cyprinodontiformes; Goodeidae. The transcript has 25 exons. The coding region runs from base 49 to 3228 and encodes 1059 amino acids. Gene Ontology annotation, biological process: monoatomic anion transport; transmembrane transport; regulation of intracellular pH. The record is from RefSeq and is a predicted model, not a curated record. Gene Ontology annotation, cellular component: plasma membrane.
AGACCUGAUGAGGAGGUGGUGGUCGACCAGGGAGGGACCAGCUCAGUGAUGAACAUUCACUAUGAGAAAGAGGAGCUAGAAGGACACAGGACUCUGUUUGUGGGGGUUCGGAUGCCGAGGCAGAGCCAUCGGCACCACAAACCCCACGGAUCCCGCCACCGCAAGAAAGAUAAGAGGGCAGGAAGUAUCACGAACCAACAAAAUGAAGAAAGUGAGGCAGCCGGUAGCAGUCAUGAUACACCAUCCCAGCGGGUCCAGUUCAUCCUGGGCACAGAGGAGGAUGCCGAGCACGUGUCCCAUGAGCUGUUCACCGAACUGGAUGAGAUCUGCGUGAAGGAUGGCAAAGAUGCCGAGUGGAAGGAAACUGCCAGGUGGCUGAAGUUUGAAGAGGAUGUGGAGGAUGGUGGAGAGAGGUGGAGCAAGCCUUACGUCGCCACACUUUCCCUUCACAGCUUGUUUGAGCUGCGAAGCUGCAUUAUCAACGGCAGCGUGCUGCUGGACAUGCGGGCUGACUCCAUUGAAGAGAUAGCAGACAUGGUGCUGGACCAUCAGGAGGCGUCACAUGAGCUGGACGACAGCGUGAGAGUGAGGGUGCGCGAGGCCCUGCUGAAGAGACACCACCACCAAAACGAGAAGAAAAAAAACCUAAUUCCAAUCGUACGCUCCAUCACUGAGGCCUCACGCAAACAGUCAGAGCCUCAAGUAGCAGGGUCAGCCACGUCUCCCCAGCCUCCUCUGCCGACUGAACCAGCCAAAAAUGGUGCCGGACAGGACAACACUCAAGUGGACCUCAGUAAGGUUGAUUUGCACUUUAUGAAGAAGAUUCCUGAGGGGGCAGAGGCUUCAAAUGUGUUGGUUGGAGUUUUGGACUUCCUGGAGAGGCCCGUUGUUGCAUUUGUACGCCUCUCCUCCGCUGUCCUGCUCACCGGACUCACUGAGGUCCCCAUCCCCACCAGAUUCCUCUUUAUCCUUUUGGGCCCCGAUGGAAAAGCUCAGCAGUACCAUGAAAUUGGACGCUCAAUGGCAACCAUCAUGACAGAUGAGAUCUUCCACAAUGUAGCAUACAAGGCAAAGGACAGAAGUGACCUGUUAGCAGGGAUAGAUGAGUUUCUGGACCAGGUGACUGUCCUACCACCAGGAGAGUGGGACCCUUCCAUCCGAAUAGAGCCCCCAAAGAACAUCCCCUCUCAGGAGAAGAGGAAAAUGCCAGGAGUUCCCAACGGCACAGCCUUGCAGGUAGAGGAACUACAACAUGCUGAACACCACGGGCCAGAACUGCAGAGGACAGGAAGGUUGUUUGGUGGCCUCAUACAGGACAUUAAGAGGAAAGCUCCAUUCUACGUGAGUGACUUUAAAGAUGGCCUCAGCCUCCAGUGUGUGGCCUCCUUCCUCUUCCUCUACUGUGCCUGCAUGUCUCCUGUCAUAACCUUUGGUGGACUCCUGGGGGAGGCGACUGAAGGACGCAUUAGCGCCAUUGAGUCCUUAUUUGGUGCGUCAAUGACUGGAGUGGCCUACUCUCUGUUUGCUGGUCAGCCUCUCACCAUUCUGGGCAGCACUGGCCCUGUACUGGUUUUUGAGAAAAUACUCUUCAAAUUCUGCAAGGACUACGAUCUGUCAUAUUUGUCACUCCGGGCUUGCAUUGGCCUGUGGACGUCCCUGCUGUGUUUGCUGUUAGUGGCUACAGACGCUAGUUCUUUGGUUUGCUACAUCACUCGGUUCACAGAGGAGGCAUUCGCUGCCCUUAUCUGCCUCAUCUUCAUCUAUGAGGCCUUGGAGAAACUGCUCCACCUGGGAGAACUGUACCCUUUCAAUAAAAACAGUGAGCUGGAUAAACUCACACUAGCAUACUGCAGGUGUGCAGAGCCUGAUAAUCCCAGUAAUAUAACUUUAGAGCUGUGGAGUGACAGAAACAUCACUGCCUCAGCUGUAUCCUGGGAUAACCUGACUGUGAAGGAGUGUAUCAGCCUACAGGGACAUUUUGUUGGGACAGCAUGUGGGCACCAUGGCCCCUUCACCCCAGAUGUUCUCUUCUGGUCCAUCAUCUUGUUCUUUUCAACAUUCUUCAUGUCGGCCUUCCUCAAACAAUUCAAGACAAGUCGUUAUUUCCCCACCAAGGUUCGUUCAAUGAUCAGUGACUUUGCAGUGUUUCUUACAAUUGUUGUCAUGGUCUUGCUCGACUUUGCCGUUGGAGUGCCAUCCCAGAAGCUGAAGGUGCCGAGCAAAUUCCAGCCUACUAGAGAUGACCGUGGUUGGCUGAUCAAUCCUAUAGGGCGCAACCCCUGGUGGACAGCCUUGAUUGCAUCUAUACCUGCUCUUCUCUGCACCAUUCUCAUCUUCAUGGACCAACAGAUAACUGCUGUCAUCAUCAACCGCAAAGAGCACAAACUACUGAAAGGCUGUGGGUACCAUCUAGACCUGCUGAUGGUGGGGGUGAUGCUGGCUGUGUGCUCCAUCAUGGGAUUGCCGUGGUUCGUGGCAGCCACCGUGCUGUCCAUCUCUCAUGUUAACAGCCUGAAACUUGAGUCGGAGAGCGCAGCCCCAGGAGAGCAGCCACGCUUCCUGGGCAUCAGGGAGCAGAGGCUCACAGGCCUGGUUAUCUUCCUGCUUAUGGGCUGCUCUGUGUUCAUGACCGGUGCCCUGCAGUUUAUUCCUAUGCCUGUGUUGUAUGGAGUUUUUCUUUACAUGGGAGCAUCCUCAUUAAAAGGCAUUCAGUUCUUUGACCGCUUGAAGCUUUUUGGUAUGCCGGCAAAGCAUCAGCCAGACUUCAUCUAUCUGAGGCACGUUCCCUUGAGAAAGGUGCACCUGUUCACUCUCACUCAGCUCACCUGUCUGGUGCUACUCUGGGUAAUCAAGACCUCUCCUUCGGCAAUCAUCUUCCCUAUGAUGGUCCUGGCUCUGGUUUUUAUACGUAAACUGCUGGAUUUGUGCUUCUCUAAACGAGAGCUAAGCUACCUAGAUGACUUAAUGCCUGAGUGGAAGAAGAAAAAUUUGGACGAUGCCUCCAAAAAGUUGGAAGAGGAAUCGCAAGAAAUGCUCAGCUUAGAAAAAGACGAUUCAGCUACUGUUCAGAUUCCCAUGGAGGGCAGCAGAGUUGUUCAAAAAGCACAUGAUCCCAAGUGUGAUCCCUCUGAUAUUAACAUAUCUGAUGAAAUGUCUAAAACCACUGUGUGGAAAUCCCUCAACUCUAAUCAAAAGGACAUUCGCCCUGUGGCUACUAAAAAGGAUUGAAGGGAUCGCAUUCAUUGAUGAGUAAAGACAUUCAGCUGUAUCAUCUGGCUGUAGCUCUGGACCACAGGAGGCCUCAGAUUGACCACUUCAACCAAAACAGCCUCUUCAGAGCACACAGAAAAAAACUGUGUCAGCCACAAAUAUACAGAAAUUGUCAACUGUGCAGUACACCAACUUGUGUACUUCUGUCUUUUUGAGCUCAAUACAGCCCAGUAAUAUAAUUCUGCUCCACAUCCAAGAGGACC